GCUGACUUUCCUUUUAGAAUGUGGAGUGGUGUCUAGUGCUGUUGGAUUAGCCAAUGAGGGAAGUCAUGUGUAUAUUUUUUGGACAGGGCACAGGAGGCAGUGUAGUUGAAAAAUUGAACCCUAAUUUCGUUGAUUGAGUGAUUGACUGAUCAUUGAUUUUGGAGUUUGUGUAUCGAGAGAGAUUAUGGAAAGCGGGAAGAUACUAGAGCUGAGGCAAUUGAUAGAGGCAUGCAAGUCCAAUCCUUCAUUCAUCCACGACCCUUCUCUUUCCUUCUUCAAGUCUUAUCUUCUCAGCCUGGGUGCUCGCAUCCCCCCGAAUCCCAAAACGGAACCAGUUGAUGUUGAUGACAUAGUCGAAUCUGACAUAGACCUCGAUGAUUCUGAUCUUGUUGAACCCGAUAAUGAUCCUCCUCUAAAGAUGGGCGACCCUUCCGCUCAAGUAACACCAGACAUGAUCGAUGCUGCACAACUAGCAAAAUCAAGGGCCAUUGAUUAUAUAUCACAAAAUAAGUUGGAUCAAGCAGUUGAGCAACUAACAGAAGCUAUAUUGCUAAACCCACAUUCAGCCAUACUCUAUGCUACUAGAGCUAGUGUCUUAUUGAAAUUGAAGAAACCAAAUGCUGCUGUCUGUGAUGCUGACACUGCACUGAAGAUUAAUCAAGACUCAGCCAAAGGAUAUAAAGUUCGAGGCAUGGCAAGGGCCAUGCUGGGACUCUGGGAAGAAGCAGCAAGUGAUCUUCAUGUUGCUUCAAAGUUAGAUUAUGAUGAAGACAUUGGUAUGGCACUUAAAAAGGUUGAACCUAAUGUUCGCAAAAUUGAGGACCAUAGGAGAAAAUAUGAACGGUUACGAAAGCAUAAGGAGGAGAAAAGAGCAGAACUCAAAAAACAAGAAGCAGCUGAAGCUCAAGUUCAGGAAGCAUUGUCUGCUCUGAAAGAUGGGCAAGUCAUUGGUAUUCACUCAGCAUUUGAAUUGGAAAAGAAGUUGAAUGCUGCAUCAAAGACAUCUCGCCUGGCAAUACUGUAUUUUACUGCAGCAUGGUGUGGCCCCUGUCGAUUUAUUUCCCCUGUUUAUACAAACUUGGCAGGAAAGUACCCAAAAGUUGUUUUUCUAAAAGUUGACAUAGAUGAGGCAGCAGAUGUUGCUGGACGUUGGAAUGUCGCCAGUGUUCCUACAUUUUUCUUUAUAAAAAACGGCAGAGAGGUUGAUAGUGUGGUGGGGGCUGACAACAAUGCACUUGAAAGGAAGAUUGCACAACAUGCCAGCCCUCUUUAAGUGAGUAGCUAAUAAGGACCUUGUUAGAACUUGCAAUUUCAUUGCUGUUGCUUUUGCGUAUAUGUUCAUAGUGCUAACAAAGCCAAAGAUUAAUGGAGUUUGUCAUGGCUUGAGUUUCCGGUCUUAUUGACUAUUGAGUGUAAAAAUAUUACUGUUGAUUUUAGAUUCGUGAUGACUGGUGGAGAAACAAAAGAUGAUGACUGAUCUGGAACAUUGAGGAUCAGUUUCACCUGAUUUUAUUCCUUCGUUUGGAACUCUAGCUAGCUGAAGCUUCAGUACUUCAUUAGGACUUCGGAGGCAACUUGUGUUUUGUCUCUCUUCCCUGCUGAUAAGUAGGCUGGGAUUCCAU
Molecule: messenger RNA, 1622 nt
Organism: Arachis ipaensis
Lineage: Eukaryota; Viridiplantae; Streptophyta; Magnoliopsida; Fabales; Fabaceae
Gene: TDX
Product: tetraticopeptide domain-containing thioredoxin
Cellular component (GO): histone deacetylase complex
Molecular function (GO): protein dimerization activity; Hsp70 protein binding
Source: RefSeq, a predicted model, not a curated record